GGCUGCAGCCGCGGUUGGAUAGAAUGCGGUGGUUGCGCGCCGCGUUGCCUACCCAGUCUCAAGAUUUGCGGUUUACGUUAGAAUGACUAGUGCCUCCACUCCUAUCAAUUUAUAUUAACACUUUUCGACCCUCCAUUGAAAUUCCACAGAAGUUUAAUUUCAAUGCUUGUGGAAGUAUUUUUUUUAGUCGAACAAGUAGGAUUUGUUGAAUUUCACAUCUGAAUGACUAUUCAACGUAGCUUGUGCUACAUUGAUUUAUGACUUAAUUAGAAAGUGAACCAACUAACUGGUUGAAAUGGAUGAAAAUGAAACGGAAUACUCUAAGCUAAUCAGCUCUUCACCUGAGGUUGUCAGGGACAUAUCAGAUCAGGAUCCGUCAGUCUCCGUGCCGUUUUUGCCAAGUCAGGAAUCAUCUACUGACAAGGAAAUCUGUCCUGACGAAGUCUCUGACAAGGAUGUCAUUCUUGAGGGAGUCGUUGACGAGGAAGUCACUCAUGAUGGAGUCGCUGCCACGGAAGUCUCUCCUUACGAAGUCUCUGACAAGGAAGUCACUCAUGAUGAAGUCGCUGCAAAGGAAGUCACUCCUGACGAAGUCUCUGACAUGGAAGUCACUCCUGCUGAAGUCUCCGGCAAGGGAGACGCUCUUAUCGAAAUCGUCGACAAGCAAGUCACUCUCUACGAAGAUUCGACUGCCGCGAAAAGCGAAGAGGCUUUGCCUAAUCCAUCAGCUGAGAGCUCUGUUGAACGGGCCCACUCUUUCGAGCUCACAGAAACUGAAAAACGCAGCGAUAGUCUUCCCAACAUCAAUGAAUUGGGAGAUUCUCCAGUACAGUCAUCGUCUGUAGGUGCAAUCCCCCACGUGUUGAUUUCCGCUGAAACUCCUUUAUCAUCGGGCCAAAAAGCAACGUCUGAGGAACUAUCUCUGAACCUGAGCCCCGACAAUGGUGGCGCCUUCUACAUUGGUGAGGAACGAACUUGUAGUCCAAAGUCUCCGAACUCUGACAACUUUGGCGGAUCGUUCCACAGCUUGCCUGAUAAGAGCAGAGAGCGAAGACCAAGUUUUAUCCAGUCACUAUUUUUGAAAAGCGUCUCGCAAAAGCAAAAGGAUGCAAACCAAAAGUCUCCUGAACCAGAUCAUAUGCUUGAAUUUGUACCUCCGGACGGCGGCUUCGGCUGGGUGAUCGUGAUGGCGGCGUGUGUUGUCAACAUGUGGAUCGUGGGCUUCAUCAAAAGCUACAGUUUAAUUUACGUCGAACUCAAAGCUGCCUUCCCGGACGCAUCGGCCUACCACGCUUCGUGGAUCCCAGCACUACUCUCUACCAUCGGCUUGCUUGUAGCUCCAAUCGCGGGUGUGCUCAGCAGGAAAUAUACGUCACGAAAAGUGUCCUUCUGUGGCGGGUUGUUGGUGUCUUCUGGCCUCUUCUUCUCCGCUUUCACCACCUCCCUCACUCAACUCAUCUUCACCAUUGGGGUGCUCACUGGUCUGGGUGCAGGUCUCUGCCAGACGCCCGGCAUCCUCAUCGUGUCAUUAUACUUCAAGAAAAGAAGAGCUUUGGCGUCCGCCAUCUGCAUCUCGGGCAACUCUAUCGGGUCGUUCUUCAUGCCUCCUCUCAUCGACUAUCUGCUGUGGGAGUACAGACUCCGUGGUACGUUUCUUAUCAUUUCAGCGCUGCAGCUCCACAUAUCAGUGGCUUCUCUCCUCUACAGACCAGUGAGAGAACAAGCAAGAAUACAAGCUAUGGAAAGAGCGAGGCUAGCUAGGGCGCAGGCAAGCGGGGACGAGAGCCAGAAAAGUCUUUUGCAGAACGGUGAAGACUCGGCUGGUGAGCUUACUUUAACUCCAUCCAAUCAAAGCUUGCGUCGGAAAGGCUCCAGCUCGCUGAUGAUGAAAGUCAGAAGCUCUAAACUUCUAGCAGGCGAAUGCAAAGAAAUGACUCAUCAUGUAUCAUUCCUGCGCAGCAUGUCCAUGGUUGCCAGCGUGCCUGACCUCGCGGAAUACGCUAAGAAAGUUCACGUUUCCAUGGACCGAGACAUUAAUGUCGUACCUCCUACCCAAUUAAUAGUCGCAAAACGCCAUCACACCGUCAGCGAGUCUUCCGCUCCCGGGGAAAUUUUCAAGUCGAGCUCUGGAGGGCGCUUGAACGAUCCCGCCAGACCGACUUCUAUCCGGAAAGUACACAGUUCGCUCGGCCGAAUGGUCCUCACAAAGCAGGCGGUGAGCCGACUGCCGCCUGGGCAUUUUCAGGCUUCGCUUGAAAAUGAAUUAAAUUCCUCAAUUUGCUCCAUACUCAAUGAACCAGCGAUUCCGGAAACUGACGAAGAUGAAAUCAACGACGACAGCCCGAACCCAUUCUUGGAAGAUUCUAAGCCAGAAGCAAGCCCAGCUCCCAAUGAGGUGACAAAGGAAACAAAAGAAGAGAAAUCCGAAGAAACCUCGAAGUCUUGUUUACCGAUGUUCAAGGUCCUUGGAGCCUGUUUUGAUAAGGAAGUGCUCAAGACCCGCAAGAUGAUCCUCUUCACGACGUCUGUGGUGCUGUGCGCCGUAGGGGCGCCGCACGCGCUCUUCUACCUUCACGCGUACGCCAAGUCGGUGGGCGUGGACCCCAGCAGCGUGACGACGAUGCUCUCCGUGUCGUCCAUCGUGGACCUCGUCGGCAGACUCACUAUUGGUUUCGUGGCCGACAUGCAGCUCAUUCCAACCGCGUACAUCUACCUUAUGAGCUGCGCACUGGGAGGCUCGGCCGUGCUGGCCAUCUCGUUCAGCCAGACGUUCACGGCGAUGGCCGUGAUGCUCUGCUUCUAUGGCGUCGGCAUCGGCGCAUACUUCGUCAUCAUACCCACGGUGCUCGCGCAGAUGCAUGGCAUCGUCAAACUCAACUCGUCCUACAGCUUCGUCAGGUUCGCCAUGGGCUUCAUAAACUUCGUGUCGCCUCAAGUAAGCGGAGCGUUGGUGGACUACACAGGAACGUUCGCCGCGGUGUACUACUUCAUGGGGACCUGCAUGCUGGCCGCGGCGCUGGUGGUGCUUGUAGAGCAGAUCUUCUGUCCUCCUAAGCCUUUCAAAGACACCGAGAAAAUACCUGUGUAAUAACACAAAUAAUGUCUUCCUUAUUUUCUAUCUUAAAUUGUAAAUAUAUGGUUAUAAUCCAGGCGCUGUUAAUACGAAAAAAAUCUGAUCCCAUAGUUUGAAUAAAACAAAAUUCUGAGACAUAAUACAAUUAACUAAUUUUUGCGCAUUCAGCCUUUUCUUGGCCUAAUAUGAUUGACUGAAGGAAAUAGAACUUUUUUGGUUCUUGGACCAAAAGCGACUUGAAGUACUUUAAUUUCUCCAGGUUUUGAAUCCCACACGAUACAGACUUCAUGUAUAUCGUAUUUUGUCAUCACAUUUACCUCAGUAACUGACCAAUACCCUGAUGAUGUAGUGUUGUACGUCUGGAGCCGUUACCGCAUAGGCUGUGUUGUCGGUUGUGUUUCAUCACACGAUCAAAUAAAAUGUGUGAUUACACACAUCACAUUCAAACAUCGCGCGUGCUAGUGAAAUGUGACUAGCAUCGUUACACAAACUUAAUAUUUAUAGAUUGUAAAAUGUUUUCAUGAUGUACAGAAAAGAAUUUAUGACGCGUGUACAGGUUGACAAUAGGCGAGCAUUGUAAACGGUUAAUACAUGUUUGUUGUGGUA
Messenger RNA from Hyalella azteca, 3679 nucleotides. RefSeq lists its product as uncharacterized. Gene Ontology annotation, biological process: transmembrane transport; monocarboxylic acid transport. The coding region runs from base 296 to 3088 and encodes 930 amino acids. The record is from RefSeq and is a predicted model, not a curated record. Lineage: Eukaryota; Metazoa; Arthropoda; Malacostraca; Amphipoda; Hyalellidae. Gene Ontology annotation, molecular function: monocarboxylic acid transmembrane transporter activity. The transcript has 5 exons.